Zychaea mexicana is the source of this 1582-nucleotide messenger RNA. Its product is annotated as kinase-like domain-containing protein. Gene Ontology annotation, biological process: protein phosphorylation. The coding region runs from base 304 to 1386 and encodes 360 amino acids. The transcript has 2 exons. Gene Ontology annotation, molecular function: ATP binding; protein serine/threonine kinase activity. Lineage: Eukaryota; Fungi; Mucoromycota; Mucoromycetes; Mucorales; Lichtheimiaceae. The record is from RefSeq and is a predicted model, not a curated record.
CAGUUUCUCAAGGUGCUAGGUAAAGGGUGCAUGGGCAAGGUAAGAAGCAAUGAUAAUGUUAUUAUAGAGCCAAUUACCCACGUUUCACAACCUUCACCAUCCACAACAAAAUAUACACACGCACACAUCUCCUACUCCCACUUUCUAGAUACACCAAAUGGGUAUUUUUGGAGCUGAAAGAGAAAGUUUAAAAAACUCUAGGUGCUAUUGGUUCGAUCCUAUCGGUCGCCUACCCGGUUGUUGGCAUUGAAAGCCAUCAGCAAAGAAAAUGUAAUCAAUCAGCGCGAGAUUGAACACACCAAGAUGGAACGCGAUAUUUUGACGACGCUUGCUCAAAUUCGGCACCCGUUUUUAAUCCGAUUACAUCAUGCGUUUCAAAGUGCGGACCAGUUAUUCCUGGUGCUAGAUUAUCAUCGCGGAGGCGAUAUGGCUACACAACUAGCCAAGUUCCAUACAUUUUCUCCGGAACGAUGUCGGCUCUAUGCUGCGGAGAUUCUGCUAGGUCUUCAGGAGCUCCAUAGUCUGGGGAUCUUGUAUAGGGAUUUAAAACCCGAAAACAUCCUGUUAGCAGCAGAUGGGCAUAUUGUACUUACCGAUUUUGGUCUUUCGAGGCAAUUUCCGUCAGCCGAAAACAUGGAUGACAAACGCACCAGGACUUUUUGUGGAACUGCUGAGUAUCUUGCACCCGAGAUUCUCAGGUCUGAGCCCUACACGUACGCAGUCGACUUUUGGAGUCUUGGCACGAUACUCUACGAAAUGGUUGAAGGUACACCGCCAUUCUACGAGACCGCACAUGCCGAAAUGUAUCGACGAAUCAUGGAGGACGAUCUGGAGUUCACACCCGCGUUUGAUCCAAUCACAAGAGAUUUUAUCAAAGGAUUGCUACGCAAACCAUCCUCCCAGCGCCUGGGAACAGGUCCUAAUGGACCCACUUUGAUUCGAUCGCACCCUUAUUUUGCUGGUCUUGAUUGGUCCGAUGUGUACCACAAACGGAUCCGUCCCGAGUACGUUCCUCAGCUUCGUUCGGAAACCGAUUUAAGCAACUUUGACAGGGACUUUUUGGUCAUGACACCACGUCUCAGUCCUGUAUCAAACCCCGAUAUUUACUCGGAUGCCGUCCAGGAAGUCUUUCAAGGCUAUUCGUAUAUUAAUGACAGCAGCAAUUUCACGUAUUCGCUGAUAAGUGGUGACGACAACGACGAAGAUGAUGACGACGAUAUAAUUCGUCUGGACGGUGACCGCCGUCGGUCCGUCGGCAUCUAUUCCGAUGAUUAUUCUGGCAGCGACAUUCGACCCGAUGAUUUUCAUCCAGGAAGCCGCGACGAUGAAGGAUUUUCAACUGUUACUCCUCCUCAUCACCAUCCUUAUCCACAAACCUUAUUCUAACAACCUCCCCUGUUUGUUACCCUCAGCAUAGCAUACUCUAUUCCCACUCAGCCCAACGCGAUCGCACGUUUCUUCAUUUACGUAUACAUUUAUCACAGACACGGCCACAUAUACAAAAUACACACACACACACACACACACAUUCAUACAUAUAUCAGAUAACAAAACAUUAUAACCCCUUCAUAUUGUUGAAAUG